AUGGUGCACAUCAAGGGGUCCAAGUGCAAUAUUGUCAACUUCCUGGAAAAUAUCAUUGGCCACCCCUACACAAUCAUCAACCCCGUCUUCGGCCAAGGUGUCUCGGAGCUCGUCGGGCUCAAUGUAACCAUCCCCGUUUUUGUCGAAACUGGAAAAUGCCUUGUGGAGAUGUUCAUCAUUGGCCAUCUUCUGCAGAUGUUCAAUCGGGGAGUUGUCUUGCAUUCCACCGCAAGUUUCCAAAUAUUUACCAUCUCAACUGACCAAACAUCAAAUCACCCCACAACAAACCAUUUCCAGUACAAUACCUGGCUUGAAGAAGAUGGACAGGCCGAAAUCAAUUGCUUUGAGAGGCGAAUUCUCUUUCUUGUUCGCAAACAGAAAGUUCUCCGGCUUCAAGUCCCGAUGAAUCACCCCUUGCUUGUGGCAAAGCUGCACCACCUCCACAAUCGUCCUCAUCACACCCGCCGCCGCCCGCUCCGUGUAGUGACCCCUGGCCACGAUCCUAUCGAACAGCUCCCCACCCUCACACAGCUCCAUCACCAAAUGCACCGCGUUCUCGUCCUCACAGGCCUCCCUGAAACUCACGAUGCUCGAAUUAGUGGGCAAGUGCUUCAUUAUAGUUACCUCCCGCCGCACGUCCUCCACAUCCACCGCCGUCCGCAGCUUCCGCUUGGAUAUGGACUUGCAGGCCAGCAGCUCUUUCGUCUCCCGAUCAAUGCACAGGUGACCCCGAACUCGCCGCGGCCGAGCUCGCGGUCGAUUAAGUACCGGUCCUCGAUAUUCUCCUUCUUCAAAUCCGACGGUGAUUGCUUUAUUCACAUUGCCGGAGGACUUCUCCUUCCGGCCGUGGUCGUGGCCGGAGUAGUUGGAGGACUUGACGUCUUCUCGCGCUACGGCCGCCGGAGAUCUGCAGCAGUUCCCCAUUCGAAAACCAGAUUUGAAAGUGAGAGCUCCAACUAA
Messenger RNA from Striga asiatica, 960 nucleotides. The record is from the annotation of a GenBank genome assembly. Lineage: Eukaryota; Viridiplantae; Streptophyta; Magnoliopsida; Lamiales; Orobanchaceae.